AUGAGUGAAGAACAAGACCCUCUAAUGGCUGCUCUAAGCAUGGAUGCAGAAUCUGAACAACAACAACAAUCAAAUGCUCCUGGCUCUGCUGAAACUGCAACCUCCAACACGGACGCCCCACAACAACAAGCUGCAGAAGAAGAAGUACCAAGAAUUGACCCGGAACAAGAAGCUCGUAAUAAAGCCCUCACGCAAUUCAAAAAUAAGCUAUUAGAACAUAGACGUUAUGACGAUCAAUUGAAGCAACGUCGUCAAAACAUACGAACUUUGGAGAAACUUUAUGACAAGACUGAAAAUGACAUCAAGGCAUUACAAAGUAUCGGACAAUUGAUCGGUGAAGUCAUGAAGGAAUUAUCAGAAGAGAAAUAUAUAGUUAAGGCCUCCUCUGGUCCACGUUACAUUGUUGGUGUAAGAAAUUCCGUCGAUAGGAAGAAAUUGAAAAAGGGUGUUAGAGUCACUUUGGAUAUUACUACAUUGACUAUUAUGAGAAUCUUACCUCGUGAAACUGAUCCAUUAGUUUAUAAUAUGACUAGUUUUGAACAAGGGGAAGUUACAUUUGAUGGGAUAGGUGGGUUAACUGAACAAAUUAGAGCUUUGAGAGAAGUUAUUGAAUUACCUUUGAAAAACCCGGAAAUUUUCCAAAGAGUUGGAAUAAAACCACCAAAGGGGGUAUUAUUGUAUGGUCCACCUGGUACUGGUAAGACUCUUUUAGCUAAAGCUGUUGCGGCCACAAUCGGUGCUAAUUUCAUUUUUUCACCUGCUUCAGGAAUUGUAGAUAAAUAUAUUGGUGAAUCUGCUCGUAUUAUUAGAGAAAUGUUCGCAUAUGCAAAAGAACAUGAACCUUGUAUCAUCUUUAUGGAUGAAGUAGAUGCCAUCGGUGGUCGUAGAUUUAGUGAAGGUACUUCAGCAGAUCGUGAAAUUCAAAGAACUUUAAUGGAAUUAUUAACUCAAAUGGAUGGGUUCGAUAAUUUGGGUCAAACUAAAAUUAUCAUGGCAACAAAUAGACCAGAUACUUUAGAUCCUGCAUUAUUAAGACCAGGUAGAUUAGAUAGGAAAAUUGAAAUCCCAUUGCCUAACGAAGCUGGCAGAUUAGAAAUAUUUAAGAUUCAUACUGAAAAAGUCAAAAAAAUUGGAGAAUUCGAUUUUGAAGCUGCGGUGAAAAUGAGUGAUGGUUUUAAUGGUGCUGAUAUUCGUAAUUGUGCCACAGAGGCUGGAUUUUUCGCCAUUAGAGAUGAUCGUGAUCAUAUUAUUCCUGAAGAUUUAAUGAAAGCUGUAAGGAAAGUAGCAGAGGUCAAAAAAUUAGAAGGUUCAUUAGAAUAUCAAAAGUUAUGA
This is a messenger RNA of Naumovozyma dairenensis CBS 421, 1332 nucleotides long. RefSeq names its product proteasome regulatory particle base subunit RPT4 (gene RPT4). The record is from RefSeq and is a predicted model, not a curated record. The transcript has a single exon. Bases 1 to 1332 code for a protein of 443 amino acids. NCBI's taxonomy places the organism in Eukaryota, Fungi, Ascomycota, Saccharomycetes, Saccharomycetales, Saccharomycetaceae. Gene Ontology annotation, cellular component: proteasome regulatory particle, base subcomplex; cytosolic proteasome complex. Gene Ontology annotation, molecular function: ATP hydrolysis activity; proteasome-activating activity; ATP binding. Gene Ontology annotation, biological process: positive regulation of RNA polymerase II transcription preinitiation complex assembly.